Messenger RNA from Neomonachus schauinslandi (Hawaiian monk seal), 906 nucleotides. It is a transcript of the gene VPS37D, whose product is annotated as VPS37D subunit of ESCRT-I. The record is from RefSeq and is a predicted model, not a curated record. Gene Ontology annotation, biological process: ubiquitin-dependent protein catabolic process via the multivesicular body sorting pathway; protein targeting to vacuole; protein targeting to membrane. Bases 1 to 756 code for a protein of 251 amino acids. Lineage: Eukaryota; Metazoa; Chordata; Mammalia; Carnivora; Phocidae. The transcript has 4 exons. Gene Ontology annotation, cellular component: ESCRT I complex.
AUGUACCGGGCCCGGGCGGCGCGGGCGGGGCCGGAGCCCGGCAGCCCGGGGCGCUUUGGGAUCCUCAGCACCGGGCAGCUCCGGGACCUGCUUCAGGAUGAGCCCAAGCUGGACCGGAUCGUGCGGCUCAGCAGGAAGUUCCAGGGUCUGCAGCUGGAGCGCGAGGCAUGCCUGGCCUCCAACUACGCGCUAGCCAAGGAGAACCUGGCACUGCGGCCCCGCCUGGAGAUGGGCCGGGCUGCCCUGGCCAUCAAGUACCAGGAGCUUCGAGAGGUGGCCGAGAGCUGUGCGGACAAGCUACAGCGACUGGAGGAGAGCAUGCAUCGCUGGAGCCCCCACUGUGCGCUGGGCUGGCUGCAGGCUGAGCUGGAAGAGGCUGAGCAGGAGGCUGAGGAGCAGAUGGAGCAGCUGCUGCUGGGGGAGCAGAGCCUGGAGGCCUUCCUGCCGGCCUUCCAGCGCGGCCGCGCCCUGGCCCACCUGAGGCGGACCCAGGCGGAGAAGCUGCAGGAGCUGCUGCGGCGCCGGGAGCGGGCUGCCCAGCCGGCCCCCACUGCUGCUGCAGAGCCCCCCAAACCCUUCCCCGCCGCAGCCGUCCUGCCCACCGGGGCCACCCGGGGGCCGCCGGCAGUGCCCCGGAGCCUGCCUCCCUUGGACUCCCGCCCAGUGCCCCCUCUGAAGGGCUCCCCCGGGUGCCCCCUUGGCCCGGCCCCGCUGCUGAGCCCUCGGCCCUCGCAGCCAGAGCCUCCCCACCGGUAGGAUCCAGAGUAUGGCCCCCCAGUGGGGGGGCCCAGACAAACUUGAUCUGUGGCUCCUCCUUCUCCCCCCCUCGCUGUCCGGGUGGGGGGAGGGGCAGGCCCCUCCCCCUGGCCUCAGGCACGCCCUGGCCCUGGAGGCGGAGCUGGGGAG